AGUCUGUGUGUGACAUCACGGUAUUGUUCGCACCAGUCUUUAGGUGUGCCUCAUCCCACCUAAAGAUGAUCUUCUACAUUCCUAAGAAACUCAAAGAAAAUGAACUUCCAUGGCAACGCUUUCACUCAUCCCCUCUCUGCCGACCAGCGGAACCGGAGACGUCAGAUGACUCGAAGUCUUUAGGUGUGCCUCAUCCCACCUAAAGAUGAUCUUCUACAUUCCUAAGAAACUCAAAGAAAAUGAACUUCCAUGGCAACGCUUUCACUCAUCCCCUCUCUGCCGACCAGCGGAACCGGAGACGUCAGAUGACUCGAAGUCUUUAGGUGUGCCUCAUCCCACCUAAAGAUGAUCUUCUACAUUCCUAAGAAACUCAAAGAAUAUGAACUUCCAUGGCAACGCUUUCACUCAUCCCCUCUCUGCCGACCAGCGGAACCGGAGACGUCAGAUGACUCGAAGAGUAUGCCCCUCUUCUCCUCUUUCCGCAAAGUCCUGUUCUGGCUUUGCUUGCCUUGCUUUCUGCUGGCUGGGCUCAUGGUCUACGUCACCCUUGCCGUUUGCUUGUCCAUGGCCCCGACGCACAGACCCUAUCAUCCACAGAGCAUCCUCGCCAUCAACACCAUGAGUGUGAAGUUCACCGCCCCGGGAACCACAGAGAGCCCAAAGUACGCCGCCAAACCACAGGGGGCCUUCUGGAGGGAUCGCAUGGACGCCAACAAAACUGGACUGUGGAACCGGCUUCAGUAUAAAUUGGAUCUGUGGAACAGCAACAUCUUUCGUUCAGUCAAGGCCAGGCCACAGGGUGUCCAAAUGGUAGCCAGCGUCAGGGGCAGGCCCUGUGCCUUUAACCUGACCUCAGUGGAGACUGCGAUGCCAGGGUUCUAUACGCUACCACUCCACAUCAGGGAGUUCGUUCUGCGGAUGAUGUGCCGGGACUUCCCCCUCCUCACCGACCAGCCGCGCUUAUGUCACAAAGAGACUGGGAGGCCUCCUUUCUUGCUGCUGGCCAUCAAGAGCCAGGACGAGCACUACGAACAGCGGCAGGUCAUCCGGGAGACCUGGGGACAGCAGGGCCAGCUGCGGGGCAGGAGGGGCAGAGGCGGGCUGGUCCGCAGGCUGUUCCUGCUGGGGAGAGGUGGCGGGAGUCCCAACCGGACCCAGGAGGAGCGUCUGAAGCAGGAGAGCGAGCAGCACGGGGAUCUCCUGCGCUGGGGCUUCAGGGACUCCUUCUUCAACCUGACCCUGAAGGACGUGCUGUUUUGGGGCUGGCUCGCACGCCACUGCUCGCGCGCCCGCUUCAUCUUCAAGGGCGACGACGACGUGUUUGUCAGGACUCCCGCCCUGCUGGACUACCUGCAGGCGCAGCUGGACAGAGAGGAGCAGAAGGCGGCUGCAGGUCUGACGCCCGACGAGACCCUGCAGAAUUUUCUGGUGGGGGAUGUGAUCCAACUGGCCCGACCAAUACUCUCCAAAGAGGUGAAAUACUACAUUCCUGAGCACCUGUAUACAGGGACAUACCCCACGUACGCGGGUGGGGGAGGGGUGGUGUACUCAGGCGCGCUGGCCCUGCGACUGCUGAAAGUGUCGCAGAGGGUCGCUCUGUUCCCCAUCGACGACAUCUACGUGGGCAUGUGCCUGGAGAGGCUGGGGGUGGUCCCCACGCACGAGCCGGCGUUCCUCACAUUCGACUUCCCCGAGGGGGAGGAGGAGGAGAGCCCCUGCGCAUACCACAGCAUCCUGCUGGUCCACAAGCGCAGCCCCGAGGCGGUGAGGAGGCUGUGGGCGGAGAUCCUCGUGCCUCCCCCCGAGUGCCUCAACACCACACUCAGAGUGAACCCCACACACGCCCCUCCCAAACAUAUGGCACAUAAACAAAAACAAACACAGGAAUUAGAUAUCAUGGACUUCAUAUGAUGCAGAUUCUCAGGAGAUCUCACCACCUCAUUUUAUACUCUUCAGCUCUUGACCUGCAAAAUGUUGACUUGGGAGGAGAAAUGAUGGCAAAGGCAUCAUUCAAGUUGUUACAGAGAUGUGAUGGCAAUUAUUUUUAGCCUAUUUUUUCUUUUCAUUUUUAAAGACAAUACCUCAAAAUUGAUUGCAGCUUCUUGAACAUGAAUCUUUUCAGCUUCACUCAUUCCUCUCUGACAGUAAAUUAAAUAUCUUUGGCGUGCGGACAAGGAAUCUUGGGCUUUGGGAAACACUGAUUUUCACAAUUGUCUUACAUUUUAUUGAUAAAACCAACUAUUCAAUUAAUCAAGAAAAUAAUCCACAAAGUUAUCGACUGUAGAAACAAUAGGUAGUCGCAGCCCUACCCUGGGAUAUAGCUCCCUACCGUCAUGGAAUAUUCAGAUAGAUUAGAUAGUCAACUAUCUGGCUGGUUCCACAAUAAAACUCCUGGACCAAUUGAAAGGACUGUAUAAGCUAGGACAAACAUGCUUUUUGAUAAGGAUAUCAGAAUGGUUUAAACUGGUUUACAGGAAGCACUAUCACUGAACAAGCACACAUUCAGUACCAUAAAUAGCUGUUUUUUUGUUUGAAUACUGUGAAACUUUUGCAAUAUGUUUUCUAUUGUAAGGAUUUAUUCAUUGUCUACUCAAAAUUGUAAAUGACUGAAUUCCUAUUGUGGAAAUGUUGUACAGUGUCAUUGUAACUUAUACAUGUGAAGCCUCUUUGGGAUGGUGGAUUCUUGAGUUCAGAGCUGGGUUUGGAGCCCACAGAUUACUGUGCAAGAGUCAUCAUCAAGGUGAUCUGCAAGCCAUUGGAAAAACAAGGAUUUAGGAUUUCCCACUGACUUGUUUUUCCUGUUUUUAGAAGUGGGAAAGCCUGAGGGUUGGUCUCCAUACACCCUCUCAUAAUUAGUCACGUUUCUACCACUGGGGCCAGUAUCGCCUAUAGGGCUUUCUUCGGGUCCACAUGGCCAAGGACCUGAGGCCUCAAAACGCAAGAACAGAAACUGGCCCCUGCCAAACAAAGUACUCCACCGCCACCCCUGGCUUGCUAGGGGGUAGGGCUCAGACGGUGAAGUGCUGUGUGGUGUGGUCUUUGGACUCUGUUCCCUUGCAUUCACCAGGUGCUUUGAUCAUUGAUCAUUGAUCAUUAUUAUGGGCUGCUGUCAACAGAUUAUGUUUUUCCAUCGUCGCUGCCAGCAGGAUAAAACAAAACCUAACUGAUUUCCUGCAGGCUUGGCGGAGGUUUUAAUGGGUCAAAGUUGAAUCAGGGGAUGCGUGUGCCCUCAACUUCAGAAAGAACUGUAGAUUUUGGACAUGUAAAAAGGGCAACAAUGAUGAUAAACAUCUUCAGCAUCUUGAUCAAGGGUCAUGGUAGAAUGGACUGGAUCUGCAUUAUAGGGGGGAAUUAUAUUUGUUUAGACUGCAAGAUAAGGUGUAUUGACCUUUCAAAAUGCCCUUCCCACUUUUAACCAUCAAUUUCAGUCUCACUUUCCCUUUCAUCCAGUGACUGUCCCAGUGUGCUGUAUUUACACUGCUUUUAAAUAUUUUAAAUAUAUACACUGCUUUUAAAAACGGCACACUUAACACUAGUUAAGGGUGAAGAGACGUGUAGCCUACUUUAGGAAACAUGACAACUUGCCGUCCCUUUUUUCUUUUGAACACAAUGUAACACAUUAAAUGACUUGUUUUCUGCUUUUCUUGUUGUGAUUGUUACCUGUUGUGGCUUUAAUCCCAUAAUGUGAGAAAUAACUAAUAGUAAGUGUAUGGUAAGUGCUUUACAUGCUAGAAUAUGCCCAAAGGGUUUAAGUCUGACAGAAAGUAGUAAAUAAAGAUUAUAUUUCUUCA
Alosa alosa (allis shad) is the source of this 3791-nucleotide messenger RNA. RefSeq names its product N-acetyllactosaminide beta-1,3-N-acetylglucosaminyltransferase 2. Gene Ontology annotation, cellular component: membrane. Gene Ontology annotation, molecular function: hexosyltransferase activity. The record is from RefSeq and is a predicted model, not a curated record. Lineage: Eukaryota; Metazoa; Chordata; Actinopteri; Clupeiformes; Clupeidae. The transcript is spliced from 4 exons. Bases 346 to 1911 code for a protein of 521 amino acids.